CGUGAACUCUGCAAGCCAGGUGAAUGCAGUGGUGAUCGUGGUGUGAGCAGCUUGGAGCCCCUCCAAGGAGCACAGCCUCACAGAACUGAGUUGUAUGAAGGUGUUCCAUCAACUUGCUGGCCUAUCGUGUAUUCUCCAGACUACAACAUCACAUUCAUGGGACUGGAGAAACUACAUCCAUUUGAUGCAGGGAAAUGGGGAAAAGUAAUCAACUUCUUGAAAGAAGAAAAACUAAUUGGAGAUGACUUGAUUGUGCAAGCACGGGAGGCUACGGAUGAAGAUCUUUUGGUUGUUCACACAAGGCGCUACCUUAAUAAAUUGAAGUGGUCAUUCGUUGUGGCUACAAUCACAGAAAUUCCACCAGUCCUCUUUCUUCCCAACUUCCUUGUUCAGAGAAAAGUUUUGAAACCUCUGCGAACCCAGACAGGAGGAACAAUAAUGGCAGGAAAACUUGCUGUUGAUAGAGGCUGGGCAAUCAAUGUGGGAGGUGGUUUUCAUCAUUGUUCAGGUGACAAGGGUGGAGGAUUUUGUGCAUAUGCUGAUAUCACACUGGCUAUUAAGUUCUUAUUUGAAAGAGUACCAGGGGUGUCUAAAGCAACAAUUAUUGAUCUGGAUGCUCACCAGGGAAAUGGCCAUGAGAGGGACUUCAUGAAUGAUCAUAGAGUAUAUAUCAUGGAUGUGUACAAUAGAUAUAUUUAUCCAGGAGAUGGAUUUGCUAAACGUGCCAUAAAACGGAAGGUGGAGUUAGAGUGGGGUACAGAAGACACCGAAUACCUUCAGAAAGUACAUACUCAUGUGGAAGGAGCAUUAAAUGAAUUAAAACCUGACAUUAUUGUUUACAACGCUGGAACUGAUAUUUUGGAUGGCGAUCCGUUGGGAGGACUUGCUAUUUCACCUCAGGGAAUUGUGAAGAGAGAUGAAGUUGUGUUCAAGGCUGCCAGAAGCCGUGGAAUCCCUAUCUUGAUGGUGACAUCUGGAGGCUACCAGAAGAGGACUGCCCGGAUUAUUGCUGAUUCUAUCCUCAACUUGCACAACCUGGGGCUUAUUGACAAAGAGCUAGCAACCAGUGGAGCUGAAAAUCCCAAAGUAGAACAGAUGAUCAGGGACUCUGUAACAGACUUAACCAAUUUAUCACUGCAGUGAUGUUAAAAUGUAGCUGAAACUGCAGCAUGUCUCAAGGAUGAGCAGUACAGUGUUUGUCAGCAGUGGAGGACUUCUCUGGCAAUUACCGUGUUGGCCUCUCCAGUGAAGUUGGAGUUAUGUCUGUAAAUAUUAAAAGAAUCAUAAGGUCAUCA
Meleagris gallopavo (turkey) is the source of this 1295-nucleotide messenger RNA. Lineage: Eukaryota; Metazoa; Chordata; Aves; Galliformes; Phasianidae. The record is from RefSeq and is a predicted model, not a curated record.